Cooperia oncophora is the source of this 678-nucleotide messenger RNA. Lineage: Eukaryota; Metazoa; Nematoda; Chromadorea; Rhabditida; Trichostrongylidae. The record is from the annotation of a GenBank genome assembly.
AUGACGGGUUUCGGUUUUGCCAUCGACCGUGGUGGCACAUUCACUGACGUUUGCGUUUUCAAACCUGAUGGCACCACUCGAGUACUCAAGGUGCUCUCAGAAGAUCCAGCAAACUAUGCUGACGCUCCUACAGAAGCCAUACGACAAGUUUUGGAGCAGGAGACCGGUGGUCUCCAUCCCUCGAGGAGGUCCAGUUCCAGCUGGUGGGUAAAGAAUGAUGCUACUAUUUCUUGGAUUCGCAUGGGUACGACCGUUGCCACGAAUGCGUUGCUUGAGCGAAAAGGAGAACGGAUAGCGUUAUUAAUCACCAAAGGAUUCAGAGAUCUCCUCUAUAUAGGCAAUCAGACGCGUCCAAAAAUCUUCGACUUCGAUAUACAAAUUCCAGGGGUUCUGUAUGAGGAAGUAGUUGAGGUGGAUGAGCGCGUCAUCCCAUAUGAUGACAGUUGCCAGCUAGGUGAAAUUGGAUGCGUGCAAGAGACGUUCUUUGGGAGAAAGGUGAUCGUGGAAAAAGAACCUAAUGACGUCGAAGUCAGGGAGAUUCUGAAGGCUAUCAAGUCGAAAGGAAUAAAGAGUGUUGCGGUGGCGUUCCUUCACUCAUUCAUUUAUCCUGCUCAUGAAUUGAAAGUGAAGAAAAUUGCUCAUGAGAUGGGUAUCAAGAGCGUUUCUCCUAUCACAUGA